GAUAACGCACGUGGGUGUGUCUUGCUUAACCGCGCAUGGUCAUUUUCCAUUCUUCUCUCAGCUUUCAAAUGUAAACAAAUAAUACUGCGUGUGUUUAUGAUGCUGUGACUCAAUAUUUUCAAUUUUCUUAAAAGUAUGGAAUUAAUUUUCUUAGAUAUGAAUACAAACUAUGUAAAGGCAUUGAUAUGUUGGCUGCAUAAACCAUGUGCUGCAAUUGAAAAUUUAUAUUAAGAAAAUUAAAUAAUCCUGUAGAAUUGAUUUCUUUCUCUUAAAAUCGUUACAAUGAAUAUUGGUGACUGGAUUUAUCUGUGUAUGCUUUUGCUUUCUACCUCAUUUGGAUUUUUUGUGCGCAAAGUGAGAAGUACUCAGCAAAAGAAAUUAAUAUGUACAAUUUUAGGAUUUUCUGUGCUUCUUAUAUUAUCAGGAAGUUAUAUUUUGCAUCCUAUUUUACUUACUGUUAUUAAUGCAGCAAUUGUUCUAUGUGCAAAUAAAAGGUUUUGUCAUGUUAUUAGUUUUUUGUUCUGUUUUUCUUACCUGUUAUUUCUCCGAACUUCAGAAUAUUUUGGAAUUCCUUCACCUCCAGAGAUCACUUGCACGGCUGUGAUGAUUAUGGUUUUAAAAAUGGUUGGUUUGGCAUAUGAAGUAAAUAUUCAUUCAUUGAAACUUGAAUCUGUGGAUGAAAAUGAUAAAUUAAAAGAAAAAUAUUCAAGAAUAAAUCCAUCCUUUUUUGAUAUAAUUCAGUAUUCAUUUUGCUACGCUGGUAUUCUUGUUGGUCCGUAUUACAAAUAUCGAACAUAUGAUGAUCUAUUUCAUAAACCUUAUAGUUCACAUGUUUCGCACACAGCAUUUUUGAAAAAACGAAUCUUAGUUGUGCCUGUGUAUUCAUGUUUGUAUCUGUUAUCAGACUAUUUCUUCCCACUUUCACUUGCAUCUUCUGCUGAAAUUUGGGAGCUUCCAUUUUUAUACAGAGUUUUUUAUGUGUGGCCAUGGUUUUUUAGUUUCCGAAUGCGAAUCUAUGUAGCUUUUGUGUUAGGUGAAUGCAUUUGCAUCAAUCUUGGCUUAGGUGCUUAUCCAGAGAAAAGUGCCACUCAACCAGGAGCUGGACCAACUAAUUUAAUAGCCUUGAAAGAAAUUGAUAAUGAUCCCAAAUUGCUGAAUACCAUUCCUUACAAUUUUGAGACCAUUAGGUGUAUGAAUGAAAUGGCUAGCGAGUUUAAGCCUACAAUACGUGAAGGAAUCAGAUACUGGAAUAUGACUGUUCAGUAUUGGCUAGCUAUGUACAUCUACAGAAAGACUGCAGCUACAAAAACUGUCAAGACUGUUGUAACAAUGUUUGUAAGUGCCAUAUGGCAUGGUGUUCAUCCAGGAUAUUACUUGUCAUUGUUAGGAGGCACACCUUUAUUGCUCAUUUCUGAAAUAGAGAUUGAAAAAGCUUUCCGCAAACAUGCAUCUGAAACUCAACAGAAGAUUUAUGAUUUCGUGUGGUAUUUUGUAAAAAUGCAAUCUGUGUCUUAUAUGGGAAUUGCAUUUAUUUUAUUAGAUAUCAAAGCUAUAUUGCAUUAUUGGAGCUCUAUAUAUUACUUUGGUCAUGUUUUUACAAUAUGCAUGUUUGUUAUAGCUAUUAUUAAAAAUAAAUUUUCGAAAAAAAUCAAUAAGAAAGAUAAAAAGCUUUCGAUAGAGCUUACUGAUUCAAAGUUAUCAUAACAGAUAAGUUUAUACUUGUUUCUGUCUACAGAAGAUGUAGUUUUUAUUAAUCAGAUGCUAAAUUUUAACUACGCUAUUAAGAGGUUAGAAUUUGAAAAGCAAUUUUAAAUAAUAUUAGCAUUUCAUCUUUAUAGUGAUGUGCUUAGUUGAGAGCAAUUUAGGCACUGUUUUGUUUUAUAUUUUAUUUAUUUUUAAUUGACUCUUAAUAUCCUAUCAGUUGGGUAAAAAUAGGGUGGAGUAUUCUUUUCUCUUCCAUUUAGUCUCAUAUGUUCAAAAGUAUUUUUCAAACUGGUGCUUGAGCAUUGAUUCCCCCCCCCCUCCCCCAGCUAUCUUCUUAAUGUAUAAUUAUAGAUUUUUUUUAAUUUAAUUUAAUUGGAAAGAAAAAAACACAGUAAAGCUUUGUUAUUUUUCUAAUAAGUAAAAAGUACUUCAUUAUGCUUUUCAUUUUAUAUAUGGAACAUGUGAUGAUGCAUAGAGUAUUUUAAAAGUACAAAGUAAAUAAAGUUUCUAAAUUUUUAUCUGACCAAACGCAAAAAUUUAUUUUAUCUUUAUUAAGAAUGUUUUAAAAAGAAGUUUUAAUUAACAAACUUUAUUUCAUUACCUUUUGAAAUGUAUUUUAUUACUCGCCAUUAUUGAAUAUUUCUUUAUAAUUUAUGGCAAAUUCAUUUCAUUAAUUCAUAUUUCUUCUUGCAUUUUAUUUUUUCUUAUCAUCAUUCUUUUGUGUUACAUAUUAGAUUGUAAAGAAUGCUAAUUUUUAGAAUGCUUUAGGAGGAACUGUACCAAAGAUAUUUGGUUUUAAUGAACAUGAUUGCAUUGUUAUCAUUAUGUCUUAUAUGGAUUUAAUUUCUAUUAAAAGUUGAAAUUAAUUGGAGAUUUUCGAAAAUGUGAUAUAAUUUUUUUUUUUAAUGAAAUCUGCUCAAAGUUAUUUUAAGAAAUGAUUCUUGUAACUACCUAGUGUAUUGCCUUAUUCUGAAUUGAUAAUUAUAUCACAGUUGGCAUUAUAAAAUGGAUACAAAAAGUAAACUGUAGGAAAGCUUCAUUUGGUCUUUACACCUCCUUCUGUUUUAUCACAUAAUAAAAUUUUUAAUGCAUGCAUAAUAUUUAAUUUUUAAAUUCUGAGUUAUAUUUCAGAAUGUGAUAUUGUAAGUGAUUUGUUUUGCAACUGAACUUAUAUAUUUAAAUUUUUAAGUGAUAAAUAUAUCUUGCACCAAGAUGGAAGACAAGCAAAAGGGGAUAUUGUGUAGGUUAUAAUAAUAAUUAUUGAUAAAAUGCGUUUCUCUUUCUGAAGCAUUUGAUAGAAUUAUUUAAAAUUCGAAUUCCAAGAACCUGAUUAAUUUAUUAUAACAGAAAUAAUCAAAAUACCAUUUUAAGAUUAGGUCAAAAAUAGAAUUGAAAUACAUUAUUUAUAUUUAUAUUUUGAAAAUGGGAUGAAUUAAUGUUGACAGGAAGUAUAAAAACAUCAAUUUGUUAAUCGAUUAGUGAUAUAAAUUUUGUUAUUCAAUUAGAUAAGAAAAUAAUUAAUGACACACACAUAUAUGCAUGGCUUCAGUAUUUCAAUAAACAUCUAGCUCAUUGAGGUGAACAAUAUUACAAUCAUUUUUUACUUCAUUUUUAAAUUACAGAUAUAAAAAAAAGUGUGUCUAAAUUAAUUGUUUUAAUUAACAACACAACUUUUUUUUUUUGCUGUCAAGAAUUUUUGCAAUUUCUAAAUGAUUUUAUUGUUUUAAUUGAAUUAUUUUAAAAUUGAGAUUUCAAAUUUGUAGUUAUUUGGCAUUAUAUGCAAUUUAAUUGAAUUUUUAUAAAAGGUUUCAUAGAUUUUUAUAAAUAGGAAUUGCAGUCAAUUUUGACCCAUUUCAUUUUUGUUUGAUUCAUUCAUCCAGACAUGCUAGUUUUACAAUGAUAUAUAACAUUAAAUUUAAUUUUAAUAUGAACACACAAACCUUUGAAUUUUUUACUCUAUCUUCUUUGUUUCUUACUCUAUUUAAAAUAAGCUCACUCUAUUCAGUACAAGCUCAAUAUCACUUUAGUGAGGGAAUCAGAUGCCAUAGUUUAAAUUAUUUUUAUACUAUAUUUAUAUAAUUUACAUAAAUAAGAAAGUUUCCAAAAGAAAUAGUAUUAUAGUUUUAUCACUAAAUAGAUUGGUUGAUGUAUUAAGUAUAAAAAUAAGUCAGAUGAAAUGAAAAAGAAAAUAUUUUAUAAUUUUUUUUUUGUAAGGUGUGCCAUUUUUUUCAAUGGUGCAACAUUUUGCUAAGUCAUUUAAAAUAAUCUUUCCAUAGUACAAAUAUUACUCUUUCAAAAUAAAAAGUAAGCAGAAAUACGUUUUUGUAAAUCAUUUGAAAGAUGAUGAUAUUGUAUUUGUACUAUUCAAACAGUUUUUGUUGCUUUCUGAUAAAUAUCAAACUUUAUUUAUAAAUAUAUGAUUUUUAAUCAUUCAUGAUUUGUCAAUUUAUCAUACUUAUUUACUUUUAUGUUCACAUUUUACUCUCACAUUUAUAUAAAAUUUCUUAACUGUAUCAUAUUUAUCAUUUAUAAUUUUCAGAUAAAUGCAUGCAUCAUAUAAUUACUUUGUUUGCAUGUGAGUUGUUUAUGCUAAAAAGGAAAACUUUUUUAUGUCUCAGGUUUUAUGCUAUUUUGCUAAUUAUUUGUGUACUCAAAUCAAUUCAAUCUUGUAUUAUACUUUUUAUUUCAAAACCAUGUGAAUGUCAUGAUUUGUAAUUACAAUGCUGUUUAAACAUUUUCUGGAGAUAUUUGUGUAAGAUUUUUAUCUGCAGAUUCUGCUUAGUGGAUAAAACUGCCAUUAACAUAGCUUAGUGCACAACAAUAGAAUAUUGUUGCUUUUAAUUUUAGUUGUCAGUGUUUUGAUAUUAUGUGAUAUAUAAAUUUGUCCGUUGUAAAAAUUAUUGAUCUAAAAAUUUAAUGUUAUACUAUAUACAUAUCUUUAUAAUAUAAAGCUUCAUCAUACAUGGAAAUAAAUGCUUUUCAGCAAUAUUUUUUAUUGAGAGCAGCCGUAAGAUAUAGGUCUGAUCAUACUUAGAUAAAGAAAUGUAACGAGUGGUGAUAUGAGCUGCAGCACUAUAAUUAUUUUAAUACUUUCAUAUUCGCUUCUCAUGAUAUUUGCUUACUUUUCUAUAUUGAAAUUCUGAUAGAAAGCAUAAAAAAAACUGAUAGAAAAUAUGUAAAAAAGUAGAAAAUACAUGGAAAAAACUUUAAAGCUAUUACAAGUUAGUAGCUUCAAAAAUUACUCAAUGUGUGUGAUAAAAUAACAUGAGAGUUUACUUAACAUCUGUCUUUCAAAAUAAGAUCUAAAAAAUGCUGGAGUAUGUGUGGCACCUAAGCUAAUUAAAUUUUUUCUAAUUCUCUCCCCCCUUCCUUACUUGUUUUUAUUUAAUUUAUUAUUAUUUUUUUUUAACAUUUCACUUUAAUAUUCCCAUAUAAUUUACUGAAUUGUGUCUUUUUUUGUUUUUAUUGAAAUAUAUAUAUUGUUACAGAUUUGUUAGUUAAAAAUAAAUUAUUUGAAUAAAGAUGAUUAUAAGGAAGAAAAUUCAUUAUCCUUAGAUAUAAAUAAAGUAGUUUUGAAACAUAAAGGGAAUAAAAAUGAUGUGAAAAAUGCAUUUUUGGCUAAGUUGAAAUUUUUCUGUAUAUGAAUCAUUUGAUUUAAAUUAGUGUUCAGAAGUGACGGAUGAUGCAUUGACAACGAUGGAAUGAUAGUGAAAGAACUGAUAGAUAUGUGUCUGCAGGAUUGUCGUGUCAAUAAUUGCUUGAAAGAAUUUUUUGAAUGCCACUAGUUUGAGUAUGUAUCGUAAUAUCAAAUGUUGGUUAUUUAAUCCUAUGACUGCAGAAUGCUUUAAAUCGCUAUUUAAUAUAAUGUUUGCAAAUACGCUAAAAUAUUUUUUAAACGUAGCUAGCUGUUACCACAUACUACCCAAUAAUUGCAGGAUACAGUUAAAAUCUAUAAUUGCAGAAGAUAAACUUGCUAGUUAGUGAAAAUCGAUGGAUGUAGCAGAAAACAGAUUGAUUGACCAACCCGCGGAAAUCGCGAGAUAAGCAGUAGAAAGGUUAAUACGUUUAAAAUAUUCAAAAUUUAAUAUCUGACGCUGUGAAUUGCGGCUGAAUAGGAAGGUAAAGUUUAAAGAUGGGUAAAAAAUUUUGCAACCUGACAAGCUGCCAGUUAUUCACUUCAUGUAAUGAUACUUCCUUCAGGGAUUUCAUUGUCAAAUAAAUUCUAAAGAUAAAUAUACUAUUUCAUUCAGUAUUUUGUAUUAUGAAUUCAUUAUUUUAUUCUGUAUAUGAUGAAAUUAAUAGUUGGUAAAAUAUAUGUACAGUCAAACCUCUAUAUAUUGAAUCCCAAGAAUCCUGAUGUCGGAAAUUCUGUUUUUAGGAAUUUCAGUACAUAAAAACAUAGCAAUUUCUUUACUACAAAACAGAUAUUUAUAAUUAAUUUUUUGAAACAAAAGAAGAUUAAAAUUUUAAUCUGCCAAAGAUAUUUAUUUUUAAAAAAUGCGCUGAUAAGAGCGUUUUUCAAAAUAAUUGAAAUUGUUUAUUGCAAUUCAUACUUUUUUUUGACCAUGUCUUAAUUUUUCAUCUUGAUUACUACAUCUUUUAUUAAGCUGAACUUUUUUUAUACUCAUUUAAAGAUUUCAGUGUAAAGUCAUUUUCAGUAUAAGAAAUCUAAAGCUUAAUUGGAUUUAAGAUAAAAAUUUUACUCCAAGUUAGGAAAGGAGCUGAAAUCUAAGAAAUAAUGUUUGAAUUAUUAGAGAGGGAUUAAAAUUUUAUUGUUUUUUUUAACUGAUGAAAUCCAUUAGCUUAUUUUAACUGCUAUCGGGGCCCGACUUAGCCUAAUUGUUGCCCGGGGCAAAAACUUCUUAGGGGGUCCCCCUUUGUCUUUGAAAAGCAAUGCUAUUUUAACUAAUUUAUUACAUUUAAAACAACAUGCUGAUAUCAAAGCCUUCAGUAAAGUACAAUAAAAAACUAUUUUUUCAAAACAACUAAGGCAUUUCUGCAUAUUACUUCAUAGAUACAUCAAAAUAAAGUAUUCUUUACUGUUACAGAACAUUAUAGGCAUUUCUGCAUAUUACUUCAUAGAUACAUCAAAAUAAAGUAUUCUUUACUGUUACAGAACAUUAUAUGAAACAUUGCCCCUGCCUUAGUCAGGAUCUGACUGCUAGAAUACAAUUUUUUAUACAAUUAUUUUUGUUCGUUAUAAUUCUAUUUAAGAUAAAGAAACCAUUUUUUUCUAUUGAAAUUCUGAGAUUCAUGAAAAGUUCAAUAUAUAUAUAGAUAGAUAGAUUUUUGAGUUUUGAAAAUUCGUUAUAUGAGGAAACUAGAUUGUAUAUUGGUACACAAUAUUUGGUAAAAAAAUAUUGUGUACCAAUAAAAAAAAUUGUUCCCUGAAGUUUAAAAAAAACAACAAAAAAACAAUGUAAAUUUUACAAAAAAUUUUUACAUUAAGAGAAGCUUUUUAGAUUAUGUUAUAACAAUCUGUAAAGUGAGGCGAAUAUUCUUAUUUUUCUAUAUAUUAACUGUACAGUUUUGUACAUAUGAUGAAUUGCUAUAGAAACUUUCAAGAUCUAUUUGUUUUACAAAUUAUUCAGUGUUAAACAUAAUGAAUUCAUCAUUUUCAUUUCAAUUAUUGUAUCCUUUUUUAUUUAUUAAUCAUAUAAUCUUCUGAUUGAUUGAUUAUUGUAAUAAUAUAUCGGCAGGAUUAUAAGCCUAGUAUUAUAUUUAAUUUUUUUAUAUAAUGUUUGGUUUCCAUAUAUGCUUGGAAAUAUCAGGGGAAAAAAAGCUGUUUGGUUUGUUACUUUUUUUAAAAAUAUGCUUUUAUGCAACCUAAUGAAGAAGAAUGUUCUAAAGUUCUUCUUUUACUCCAAUAUUCUUAAUUAAUGCUUAUAUUAUAUUCAAAAGUCAGCUUUAUAACAUAUAUCACUGUAUAUAGCUAGUACAAUACUUAUAUGAAACAAUUAUCACCAUACUGUUGGAAUUGUAUAUUUUAUAAGCUGCACAUUUGAUUCCAAUCAUAUUUUUGUUUAACUACAAAUAUCUUAUAGUAUUAUUGAUAAUUUAUUUUUUGUAAAAUAUUGCCGCUAUAUAUUGUGAUACUUAAGAUUUUUUCCAUUUGUCAUUACUUAUUAAUUUUAAACCAAUCCUUAUUUAAAUCCAAAAAAAAUUAUUAAUGUUCUUAAAUGAUUGAUUUUUUGAUAAUAUUUUUAAUUAUUUCAGUUAUAAGCAGUUUUGAUCAUUUAACAAAUUUAUCCCUUAAUAAUUUUCAUUACUGAGAUCCAAGCUUGAAUUAUAUCUUUUUAAACAGAGGCAUAACUCUUAGAGGUCAGAAUUGACAAACUCUAAUAGUAAUAGAUAUAGUAAAUAAAUAUAUAGACAAUUCCAUCUACUCUUCAAGAUAACUAAAUAAAUGCAUUAAUAAAAUCUCUGUGAUGCUGAAUAGCAGAAAAACAAUUUUUUUUUAAGACUCGAAAAGAAAUCUUUGUCUAAGAUAGAAUGUAAAUCUACUAAUUAUUAAAAAAUAUACUCAUUUUGUGUCAUCUUGCUUUUCUGAUAUAGUAUUGCUUUAAUGUUAUUUUUAACCAUUUCUAUCACAAAAACCAGUGCUAAGCAUUUAUUUCCUAAAUUAAUAAAAUGCUAUUUGAAGAAUUCGUACUGUACAAAACAAAUUAUGUAAUCUUGUUGUAUUGCCAUUUAACAUCCUUUGGCUGCAUUUUAAAGUAAUAAAUACUUUUGAUAAAAUAAAAGUUCAAAGUAAACAUUUUUGAAAAUAAUGAUAAGAUAUUGCUAAUUUACAAAAAAAAAAAAAUUUCAAAAAUAUAAUUUAAAUAAAAAUUAAAUAAAUACUGAAUUAUUUUUUUAAAAAAUCAUAUUCUUUAAAAUCAAUUAAUACUAUUAUAAAGAAUGAUUAAGCAUUUCAAAUAUAUAAAGUUCUUUUAUAGUUAUUUGUUAUAGCGAUGUAAUUUUACACAAAGUCUUGUAUUUUAAUAGAUUAUUUGCUAUAGUAAAAUGCAAAAUAACUUUUAUGUGCUUCAACUUUUGUAAACAAAUUGAUUUUAUUGUCUUCAAUACUGAAAGGCUUUCUUUGUAUUAAUGUUUAAUAGUUGAUAUUUUGUCAUUAUGUUAAUUCUUAUUUAAUGGUCAAAGCCAUAUUGAUUUCAAUUAUUUUCACUAUAAUAGAUAACAUUUUAGAUAUAUGAUGAUUAGGAUUUGAUUUUCUGGAACUGUUAUACUAGUUUUCCCAUCACAAUUUUCUCCUAUGUGGCUUUGUGUAAGAUUUUAAUCCCAGCCUCAAGGAACUCUGCAUGAUUAUUUAAAUAAAAACCAGUAGGUGUUAUGCACUUAAAUUUCUUUAACGAUUUUACUGUAGACAUUUUUUUAAGUGAUUAAUUUAUUGUAUUUCGCUGUUGUAGUUUUUCCACAGCAAUUUUACUGGAAUUGUCUGCAACUGUAAGCUAGUCAGUUCUGUUACUCAGUUUCAGUGUAUGCCUGAGUUUACAUUAAUAGCAAAAGAUAAUCUCUUUAACUAGAUAUGAAUGCAUCGGCAUAGUUCAGAAAUUAUACAUGAAUGUAUGUUCAGGAUGGAGCAUUCUCGCCUUCAUUCCGUACUCAAAUGAAAGUUAUGUAAUAUGUCUGUUAUUUGUUAUGAAUAUAGAAAAUAAUCUAUGAUUGAAAAUAAAUUGCUGUUUUUUAUGGAA
This is a messenger RNA of Argiope bruennichi, 9398 nucleotides long. RefSeq names its product lysophospholipid acyltransferase 7-like. Gene Ontology annotation, molecular function: lysophospholipid acyltransferase activity. The transcript is spliced from 9 exons. Bases 283 to 1704 code for a protein of 473 amino acids. NCBI's taxonomy places the organism in Eukaryota, Metazoa, Arthropoda, Arachnida, Araneae, Araneidae. Gene Ontology annotation, cellular component: membrane; mitochondria-associated endoplasmic reticulum membrane contact site. Gene Ontology annotation, biological process: lipid modification; phosphatidylinositol biosynthetic process. The record is from RefSeq and is a predicted model, not a curated record.